Molecule: messenger RNA, 933 nt
Organism: Dermochelys coriacea (leatherback sea turtle)
Lineage: Eukaryota; Metazoa; Chordata; Testudines; Dermochelyidae
Product: sulfotransferase 6B1-like
Biological process (GO): sulfation
Cellular component (GO): cytoplasm
Molecular function (GO): sulfotransferase activity
Source: RefSeq, a predicted model, not a curated record
AUGCAAAAGAGCAGGAAGAAAGUAGUUGAAUAUCUGGAUAAGGCCUUGGCUGAUAGUGAAAAGGCAAACUCUGAAGACCUGCUAUUUUCCUAUAAGGGAAUUUUGUACCCUCUACUUUUUUGCAACCUUGAAACUUUCCAAGAUCUUGAUUCUUUUGAAGCCAGGAGUGAUGAUGUGAUCCUAGUGGGAUACCCCAAAAAUGGUACUAACUGGCUUGAUCAAAUCCUAAAUCACUUGGAAAUUACAUGCAAACAUACAGAGAAGGAAAUGAAUGAGAGAAUUAAUAUUACAAGUGAAUUUCUACAUCUAGAAUUUGGGGAUCCAGAGAAAUUUAAGAGGAUGAAGGAAUUACCUUUCAGAAGAAUCAUAAUAACACAUCUCCCUCCUCAAGUCCUGCCGAAAUCUAUUUUCAAAAGCAAGGUCAAAAUACUGCUGCUGAUUCGAAAUCUAAAAGACAUCACUGUAUCUUACUUCCAUUUUCAAAAAUAUAUGCCUCCACUUCCCUCCUUCAGCUCAUGGGAUGAGUAUUUUACAGCUUUUAUGCAUGGAAAAUUGUGCUGGGGCUCCUAUUUCGAUUAUUUAGUUGAAUGGAACAAGCAUGGAUAUGAAAAUAUUAUGGCAAUAGCCUAUGAAGAGCUGAAAGAGAAUCAGAAUUUAGGACUGAAAAAAAUAGCUAACUUCUUUGGGUUCUCCCUGAGUGAGGAAGAGAUUCAGACUGUUGUAGAGAAGAGCGGCUUCAAAGCUAUAAAAGAGAAAUCCUCCAAAACUCAUGGAACAUUUGGGAAAAUUAUCUUCUGUAAAGGAAUGGUUGGUGACUGGAAGGACCAUUUUUCUGAAGCUCAGAGUAAAGAAAUGGACAGAAAAUUUGAAGAGUGUUUAGCAGGAACUAAACUGGGAGAAAAGAUGAAAUAUGAGUUGUAUUGCAAGGCCUAA